UCCAGUGACAUGGAAAGAGAAAACUAUACGAGUGCAUCACAGUUCCUCCUUCUUGGCCUCUCAGCAGAUCCAGACCAGCAGCCCAUCAUCUUUGGUCUGUUCCUGUCCAUGUACCUGGUUGCAGUGCUCGGGAACCUGCUCAUCAUCCUAGCUGUUGUCUCUGACUCCCACCUCCACACCCCCAUGUACUUUUUCCUCUCUGACCUGUCCUUCGUGGACAUCUGUUUUAUCUCUACCACAGUCCCAAAGAUGCUGGUAAACAUACAGAUACAAUACAAGGACAUCUCCUACAGACAGUGCCUCACUCAGGUAUAUUUUUUUACACUUUGUGCUCAGAUGAAUACUUUCCUCCUUGCAGUGAUGGCCUACGACCGCUAUAUAGCCAUCUGCCAUCCCCUGAAAUACACAGUUAUCAUGAACCAUUGGCUUUGUGGCUUCCUGAUUCUCAUGUCUUGCUUCCUGAAUUUCUGGAUCUCCCUAACUCACAUUCUACUUGUGAAGAGACUGAGCUUCCACAAGGUCACAGAAAUCCCACAUUUCUUCUGUGAACUGGCUCAGCUUCUCAAGGUGGCCAGCUCAGAUACCCACAUCAAUAACAUCUUUUUGUAUUUGUCAACUACCUUCCUGGGUGUGUUUCCUGUCAGUGGGAUCUUUUUCUCUUACACUCGAAUAGUCACCUCCUUAAUGAAAAUAUCCAGUACAGGAGGCAAGUAUAAAGCAUUUUCCACCUGUGGAUCUCACCUCUGUGUGGUCUCCUUGUUCUAUGGAACAGCACUUGGAGUUUACCUCAGUUCUACAGGGACCCAUUCUUCCCAAGAAAGUUCUGUUGCCUCUGUUAUGUACACUGUGGUGACCCCCAUGCUGAACCCCUACAUCUAUAGCCUGAGGAACAAGGAUGUGAAGGGCGCCCUGGGCAGGCUUCUAAGCAAAGCACAUUUUCCCUCAUGGAUGACUGACCUCAGAACUAAGUAA
Octodon degus (degu) is the source of this 972-nucleotide messenger RNA. Its product is annotated as olfactory receptor 7D4-like. The transcript has a single exon. Bases 10 to 972 code for a protein of 320 amino acids. Gene Ontology annotation, cellular component: membrane. Gene Ontology annotation, biological process: G protein-coupled receptor signaling pathway. Gene Ontology annotation, molecular function: olfactory receptor activity; G protein-coupled receptor activity. Lineage: Eukaryota; Metazoa; Chordata; Mammalia; Rodentia; Octodontidae. The record is from RefSeq and is a predicted model, not a curated record.